Molecule: messenger RNA, 2078 nt
Organism: Amborella trichopoda
Lineage: Eukaryota; Viridiplantae; Streptophyta; Magnoliopsida; Amborellales; Amborellaceae
Product: DUF3754 family protein, putative (DUF3754)
Source: RefSeq, a predicted model, not a curated record
UGUUUGACUCUCAGAAGGAAAUUGUACGAGUUUCUUCGCUUGUCAUCGUGUUUAGACUCCAUUAUUCAUGCUGAGCACAAGGGAAUUCUCGAAGAGAUGCGACUUGAUUAUAGCCUUACCCAUUUGCAGGAGGGCACUAGAAGAGAAGAAAUUUAUAAGGAACGCUUUAUCAGCCAAUUGGAGGAUCAGACUUUUCCAAAUGGGCGGCAUUUGGGGCUUGAUUUUCUUGGCAUCAGAAGAAAUAUAUUUGCUCAAAAUCUAGCAAACGAGCAAGAAAUAGAUGAAUUUGGAUCAUUGACACUUUCAUGUGACAGAUCCCGUGUUGGGGAGUCAAGAGUAGCUGUUGCAACUCGAUUCCAGCGAACUUUUAUGAAACUUCUACGCAAUGCGGAGUUUGAAGAACUUUCGGUUCGUGAUUUACAGUUGAGAUCUGCAUUAAACACUGACUAUCUGCUGACUUUGCCAAUAUUUGUUGACUGGAAGAAAGCAUCUGAAUCCAAUGCAAUAAUAUUUAGGCGUGGAUAUGCUGCUGAGAGGCAGCGGGGCCUACUUCUUGUUGAAAAAUUGGACUAUCUUCAGUCAAAAUUUCUGCAAGAGCUCUUCCGCAACUUGUCAAAACCUCUGAAAAAAGUUGGCAUCUGGAUAAAUGAGACAUGGUGCAGAAUUGGUGAUAUGGAACAAUUCCAAGUUUUGUUUAAGGGAAUCCGGAGUUGGUUAAAGACGCCCUCUCGUCUAAAGGAAUUGUUUUCAGAAAAUGAAAGGUCAUCCCAUGGUGACCCGUUAGGAGCUGAAUUACAAUCUGAUAGUGACCUCCCAAUAUGGCUUGCUGCACAAAAAGCUGUCUCUCGAUAUGAAGACUUUUUGUCAUCAGUUGGACCUCGUGAAAUACUUUUUAGGAAGUUGCUCGUUUGGAGCGGAUUCCUUCCUGCAUUGCCAACUGUGUCUGUUGUGCUUGAUUGUGAAAGUACAAUUUCAGAGCCUCAUCUAAGGCCAAAUUUCUUGCCAAGGGUUUCACUUAGUGAUAUCUGGAAACCUGCAACGAGCGAGUCUUGUGGAAAUGAUAUUGUAAAGAUGCUUAAGGCUGCAAUAUCUGUUCUCUUCUCACAAUCUAUUCUUCAGGAGCCAGCAUUCGAAGAAUUAAUUUUACUUUAUACUGACCAAAUGGAUCAUACAUGUGGUGAAGGUUGCGAUGAGCUUCCUUCUUUGGAACUUAAGAUAUACGAGAGGAUUCCCCUUCCUGAUCUGCCAGUUAUCUUUCCUCACAAAAGACUUUCAUUUCGGAUACUAGAUACGCUGCGGCUAGAUAUUGCCAGCAUACUUGGAUUGCUGGCCUAUUUUGUAAAUUACAAAUUUGAGGACAUCCUUUCUUCUCCAUCCGCAUUUCUUCUUGAUACAAUUGCAAUCAGUGCACUUAUAAUAUAUGUGACUAGAGUUGCACUAGGUUACAAACAGACAUGGGAUCGCUAUCAGCUUCUUGUGAACAAGACAUUGUACGAGAAGACCUUGGCAAGUGGUUUUGGUUCAGUGCACUUUCUUGUAGAUGCCUCGGAACAGCAGCAGUACAAGGAAGCAAUUUUGGCUUAUGUGCACCUCCUCAAAGCAGAUAGAAGCCAGAGACUAUCAAGAAGUGCAGUCGGGGACACAUGUGAGAGAUUCAUUUAUGAUAUAUUUGGAGAGAAGGUGGAGAUGCCUAUUGAGAAAGCUGUGGAGACACUCAUUAGAUUGGGGCUUGUAGAGGAGGUUUUUGAUGAAGGGAACACGACACUGCAUGCUCUCUCAUGCUCAAAAGCGUAUGAGGCUCUUAAACAACGCUGGGAUUGCUUACUGUGAUCAAGUUAUGCAGUAUAGCAUUUAUUUUAUUUUUUUGCCUUUUUAAAUUUCAAUGUAUCAUCAUGCAUAACAUUCAAAAUAUGCAUAUCUUGAGAGAGAGAGAGAGAGAGAGAGGAGAUUUAUCAAUGUAGGUUAGAUGAGCUUUCAAAUUGUAUGAUGCGGAUGUUUAAUUAGAGAGAGAUGUAUGUAUAUAUAUAUAUAUAUGUAUAUACACAUGUAUAAAUAAAGAGCUUUUGGGCCGUGCUUCA